AUGGAGACGCUGCUGCUCUCUGUGCUCCUCCUGCAGGUUUCCCAGCAGGCGUUGGGUGGAGUGGUGGAGGUUCAUGAGGGGGCUGAGUCAGUCCUGCUGCCCUGUGAAUUCAAUGAUCCUCUUCCUGAGGACGACCCCCACUUCAUUUGGACCCGUGAAGAUCUCAGUCCCAAAUCUGUCCACCUGCAACGAGCUGAAAAAGAUGACCUGACAGAACAAAACCAGCGUUUCAGAGGACGCACGGCCAUGAAUCCUGAUACUCAUAUAACGAGAAACUUCAGCCUCACCCUGAUGAAGCCCCAGCAGUCUGACAGCGGGGGCUACACCUGCUCCAUCAGUGAUGGGACAGCAGAACUGAAGUUAGAGGAAGUUCAUCUGAAGCUCAAAGGUGAGCAGCAGGCAGCAGAACCCCUGAGCCAAUGGGAGGGCAGGGAGGAAGAAAAGGGGGACGCACUAAAAACUGGACCAGAAACGGGCAGAAAGACUGGAGUUCACCAAACUGAGAGCUGGGAGGCAAAGAUGAUGGAACCAAAGCACCUGCUGUGGAACCAGACCAGGAAGCAGCUCCACAGGCCUCGGACAGCUGUGACUCCACCUGCAGGAAGCUGCUCUCCACCAAUCAGCUUCAGGCUCAGCCUGUGA
Molecule: messenger RNA, 642 nt
Organism: Menidia menidia (Atlantic silverside)
Lineage: Eukaryota; Metazoa; Chordata; Actinopteri; Atheriniformes; Atherinopsidae
Source: the annotation of a GenBank genome assembly